Verticillium dahliae VdLs.17 is the source of this 654-nucleotide messenger RNA. RefSeq lists its product as uncharacterized. The transcript has 2 exons. NCBI's taxonomy places the organism in Eukaryota, Fungi, Ascomycota, Sordariomycetes, Glomerellales, Plectosphaerellaceae. The record is from RefSeq and is a predicted model, not a curated record. The coding region runs from base 1 to 654 and encodes 217 amino acids.
AUGACCCCAACAUUGAAUAUCUGGACAACGUCGUCCAGCCGCAGCUUUCACACUUCGGUGGCAAAGCUAUACAAGCUCACGCAGACUCCGUCAGAGGCUCAGUACUACCGUGAUGGCACAACGCCAGAUCCUGAUGGGCACGUCCUUUCACUUAGAGAUGAGCUCCAGAUGGCGGACAAGAUCGCCUUCCUCGCUCAUUGGGAAGAGGGUGUCCGCAAGGUUUCGGCAGUGACUCUCGAGGAACAGCCCUCCGGUCUCGUCGUCGUACUCGCAAGCAACUCUACCCCGUCGCGAUCCAUCAUUGCCGGCUUGAGAGACAUCUUCGCCAAAGUAUGCCAGUAUUCUGUACUGAGGAAAGGGCGUCAAAAUUUCUGCCGGAGCCUUUUUCUUGAAGUUCUCCGAAUUAGUCAAGCGAGAAUUCUUGGUCGUAUCCGGCCACCCUGGGUGCAGCAGCCUUCUCACAUCAAACCCCCACGACCAUUUCUCAAAGGUCAGAUUAUGGAUUUUGCAAAGCAGCUUAAGAAACGACUGAUGUCGGCGCCACAGCUGCAAGUCACCUACGAUCGAGUCUGCGAGCUUAUUGAGUCCCUGCAGCCUUUAAAUACAAGCUCGAACAUGACCGAGUUGACAGGGUUCUUGAGUCCGUUAUCAUGA